This is a messenger RNA of Xyrauchen texanus (razorback sucker), 2128 nucleotides long. Its product is annotated as zinc finger MIZ domain-containing protein 1-like. Lineage: Eukaryota; Metazoa; Chordata; Actinopteri; Cypriniformes; Catostomidae. The record is from RefSeq and is a predicted model, not a curated record. The coding region runs from base 35 to 319 and encodes 94 amino acids. The transcript is spliced from 2 exons.
UCGUCCAGUCAACGCAAAUCAGUGCCACAAUCCCAUGCAGCACAAUAACAACAGUCAGCUGUUACAUCACAGCGGCCUCCCCCAACCCUGCAGACCGCCGCCCAGCCGGCAGGACUCCGCCCACAGAGGCUACACACACCCAGAGAUGACCUUUAACCCCUCGGCCAGCCUGGAUGCUCAAGGCAGCUCGGACAUCCUCGAGGCCUCUUUAGAUCUGCUGCCCGACCUGAUGAAUCCGCGUGAUCUUCUGUCGUAUCUGGAUCCUCCAGAUCAUCCCAGCUGCACCAACGACGAUCUGCUGUAUCAGUUUGUCUAUUAGCAGCUCCUCAAUGCUUGACAAACACAAAUGCACUUACAAUCAUCUUCUUCCUGUACAGAUGACAGAUUUCAAAUCCAGCGUGGACAGACGCCGUCCAGGCCGCACUGCUCAAAUGAGCAUUUUGAAACGAGUAAAUGUGUGGUUACGUGUGGGACAAGCAUCCGUCCGCUGUGUAACAAUAUAACACUCAAUGUGAUCGUUUCAGAUGAAUUCUUUGGUUUGUUUUUCCCCAAAAAUGAAAAUUCUGUCAUUAUUUACUCAACCUCGUGUCAUUCCAUAAGCACGUGCUGUUUGUUUGUUCUUUAAAACAAACCUUCUCUGCAUAACGCGGCGGCUCAUUUGAGCUUAUCACGGCACGUUUCGCGGCCGACCCACCGGCCCGCUCGGUCCUCCCGAUGGUCAGUCCGCCCCUGAUCGGCCCCAAAGCCGGAAAAUGCCCUGUAUGCCAGAUUACCUGCAAACCCUGCAAACGCGGCUUAGUUGCGUCAUACAGUUUCGAAACGUUUCGCAGUUUGACACUAGGGGGUGUUGAUGACCCCACAGUGAAAGUUAAAGUGGAGAUUUAGAGUAAGAAAGGACUAAAUAUAUGGCAUUAAAUAAUUCAUAUAAAUAGUUCAUUAAUAUAUAAAUAUAAUUCCUAUAAAUUAUUCAUAUCAUUUAAUUUAUAUAAAAAAAUAUAUAUUUUAAUUUAUAUAAAUAAUUUUAAAUGAAGAAUGGUCAUGUGACCAGCAGGUGUCCUCAGCGUGCAGUCUUUCGAGCGCUCCAGUGAAUCGUUUUGCGAUUGAUUCAACGUUUUGGAAAGCACCGUUUCUCCCAUCACUAACUUUAUGAUAUAUAUAUAUAUGUAUAACUAUAUGAUACAUUACGGUCAUUUUUGGAGCUUGAGGCGAUGUCUCUAUGAAUAUCUUCUAUAGCACGAGUGUUGUUCUGCUGGUUUGGAACAACAUUAGGGUGAAUAAAUAAUGACAGUUCAAGAGUUUCAGGCUGUUGUCUUGCAUCUGUAAGAAUGAUCUCAUAUAAAUAUUUGAGGAUAAUUUUGUACAAUCCCACACAAUGAUUGGCCAUCUGUGUUUCUUCACAACUGUAUUCCCAUGAAUAUUCAUCAUGUGUGAGAGAGGCUGUUCAGAAUGCAAUACUAGCACACUGCCUACCGAACACUGCACAGUUUAUACUAUAUAUAGUGGGUAAAAAGCAGGGGCCAGGCAGGGGCAAGAGAUCAGUCAAUGUUCGGGCAGCUUUUCGGGCUGUGUGUGUGUGUGUGUGUGUGUGUGUGUGUGUGUGUGUGUGUGUGUGUGUGUGUGUGUGUGUGUGUGUGUGUGUGUGUGUGUGUGUGUUAGUGAGUGUGACUGUGUGAGUGUGUGUGUGUGUGUGUGUGUGUGAGUGAGUGAGUGAUUGUGUGUGAGUGUGAGCAUGUAUUUAUCACUUUGUGGGGACCAAAUGUCCCCAUAAGGAUAGUAAAACCCGAAAUUUUUGACCUUGUGGGGACAUUUUGACAUUAUAAGCGGUCCCCAUGAGGAAAACCGCUUAUAAAUCAUACUAAAUUAUGUUUUUUGAAAAUGUAAAAAUGCAGAAAGUUUUUUGUGAGGGUUAGGUUUAGGGGUAGGGUUAGGUUUAGGGGAUAGAAUAUAAAGUUUGUAAAGUAUAAAAACCAUUAUGUCUAUGGAAAGUCCCCAUAAAACAUGGAAACACAACAUGUGUGAGUGUGUGUGUGUGUGAGUGAUUGUGAGUGAGUGAGUGAGUGAGUGUGUGUGUGUGUGUGUGAGUGUGAGUGAGUGAGUGAGUGUGUGUGACUGUGUAUGUAUGUGGGGU